UUCCGAAAACGCUUCAGUCGUCGUUGAUCCUUCUACCAAGAAGGACUGAGGACUCCGCAGCAACACCAGUCACCCUUACCUCCAAGUCACUGUAUAUCAGUAUAAGUCAAGUAAACGGCGUUAUGGCAACCACCUCGCCGACAACAGCAGCUGCACCAGACGUGAUGGGCGAGGCUGAGGCAGCGGCGGUCCAUUUCACUCCGCUGGACUAUACGGUGUUCGUUCUCCUGCUGGUAGCGUCACUUGUCAUCGGGAUAGUAAGUGCCUUCAAGAAUCGCUACAAUGAGUCCACCCAACAGUACCUGGUGGGGGAUAGAAAGAUGUCCCCGGUGGCCGUUGGUCUGUCUCUACUGGGUGGCUGGGUGUCUGCUGUAUCCAUUUUAGGAAAUGCCACGGAGGUGUACUUUUACGGAACACAGCUGGUGACGUCCUUGCUGGGCUGCAUUCCUGCAGCCAUCCUGGUAGGGAAAGUGAUUCUGCCACUUCUCUACGAACUGAGGAUCAUCUCCAUUAACGAAUACAUCGAGCUGAGGUACGGCUCUGCCGCCCUUCGCAAGCUGAUGACUCUCUGUGUGCUGCUCAUGAAUUACUUCUAUAUGGGAGUGUGCCUGUACGCCCCGUCCCUCGCCCUCACCACCGUCACCAGCCUCCCCAGCUGGGCCGCCACGCUCAUCAUGGGAUCUGUCUGCACCUUCUACAUCACCAUCGGCGGCGUGAAGGCAGUGGUGUACACGGACGUGAUGCAGACACUACUUAUGUUUGGCGGUGUGCUGGCCGUGGUUAUCACGUGCUGCCAGGAUCUGGGAGGCUUUGGCAAUGUGUGGACCAUCGCCCAACGAGGAGGAAGGAUAAGCUUCUUCGACAUGAACACGAGCAUAUUCGAGCGGCACACUUUCCUCUCCACCUUCGUGCUCGGUUUCUAUAUUUUUCUGAACACCGUGGGACUUAAUUCUACCAUGUUCCAGCGCUUCGCCUCCGUCAGCACAGUGCAGACAGCCGUCAGACUGAACGUGUUUUUCCUGUUCGGAAUGGCGGGCCUGUGGAUCAUUUUUUUCCUAUCAGGACUCGUCGCCUACGCCUCCUACGCUGACUGUGAUCCCCUCACCGCUGGUCUGAUCCAGAAGCCAGACCAGAUCAUUCCCUUCCUGGUGACAGACAGACUGUCGCGUUUCAGUGGCCUGGUGGGCAUCUUUGUGGCAGCCGUGUACAGCGGCGUCCUCAGCACUAUCUCUAGCUGUGCCAACUCAGUGGCCUGCGUGUUCUGGGAAGACUUCCUCAAACCACAUCCCUACUUCAGAGCGUUCUCAGAUGCUAAGGCGACCAACGUUGUUAAGCUUAUCUCGGCAGUGUCCGGGGUGGUGGCCAUCCUGCUGGGACUGCUGGUGGAGGAGAUGGGCAACAUAUUCGUGGUGGCGUACAGUGUGUGUGGCGCUGUCAUCGGUCCCAUGACAGGGGUGUACCUCAGCGGGAUGUGCACCCCAUGGGUCAAUACCGUGGGUGCCACAAUAGGGUUUUUCGCAUCCCUUAUCUUCAACUUGUGGAUUGUGAUUGGAAAAUUAGUACGGGGCGGAGGUUCCCCCAGUACGCUGCCGCUCUCCACUGCUGGCUGCGUCGUCCCCCUUACCAAUGCCAGCCUGCAUGAUGUCCCGCCCACCACCUCCUAUGUCACCACCCUUCUCAACACCACGACCACGGCUGCAGCAAACGAGACGCUGGAUGGAGCGGCAGUCUAUGACAUAUCCUACUGCUACAUAGGUAUUGCUGGUGUGGUAAUUACGAUGGUGGUGAGCACGCUGACCUCACUGCUGACAGGCCCGACGAGGCCCGAUAGCCUGAGAAAGGGAGUAGUCAGCCCCACGUGCCUCAAGGCGUACACGUGGGUGUGGUCGCGUCUGCAUGAACACCAGGAUGACGACAAGAGGAAAGAGGUUCGGCAUUUGAGUGUAUAAGACGGACCAUCUCCAAUGACACAGCAGCUCAGUGCACGACAAAGAUCUCGCAAGUGCCAACUGAAGAGUUGGUCCAGACACCAGACGACGCACCAUGCUGGCUGAGGCGUUCUGGCGGGGACAGGGUGGGAUUGCAGGUCACGUCUUUGCAUUGCCUGCUGACGUGUUACUGUGUGAUUUAAGUUAAUUAUAAAUUAUGUUAAUUACAGUAAUAGGUAAAAUACUUUCAGUUCUGUUUUCAAUGUAUUAACUACUCAAAUACAAUCAUCUACAAACA
Molecule: messenger RNA, 2226 nt
Organism: Portunus trituberculatus (swimming crab)
Lineage: Eukaryota; Metazoa; Arthropoda; Malacostraca; Decapoda; Portunidae
Product: sodium-coupled monocarboxylate transporter 1-like
Exons: 13
Coding region: 123-1949 (608 amino acids)
Biological process (GO): transmembrane transport; sodium ion transport
Cellular component (GO): membrane
Molecular function (GO): symporter activity
Source: RefSeq, a predicted model, not a curated record